AUGGACAGUGAAGUGGACAUGGAUAGUGAAGAGGACAUGGAUAGUGAAGUGGACAUGGAUAGUGAAGUGGACAUGGAUAGUGAAGAGGACAUGGAUAGUGAAGUGGACAUGGAUAGUGAAGUGGACGUGGAUAGUGAAGUGGACAUGGAUAGUGAAGAGGACAUGGAUAGUGAAGAGGACAUGGAUAGUGAAGAGGACAUGGAUAGUGAAGUGGACAUGGAAAGUGAAGUGGACAUGGAUAGUGAAGUGGACAUGGAUAGUGAAGUGGACAUGGAUAGUGAAGUGGACAUGGAUAGUGAAGAGGACAUGGAUAGUGAAGUGGACAUGGAUAGUGAAGAGGACAUGGAUAGUGAAGUGGACAUGGAUAGUGAAGUGGACAUGGAUAGAGAAGAGGACAUGGAUAGUGAAGUGGACAUGGAUAGUGAAGAGGACAUGGAUAGUGAAGUGGACAUGGAUAGUGAAGUGGACAUGGAUAGUGAAGUGGACAUGGAUAGUGAAGAGGACAUGGAUAGUGAAGUGGACAUGGAUAGUGAAGUGGACGUGGAUAGUGAAGUGGACAUGGAUAGUGAAGUGGACAUGGAUAGUGAAGUGGACAUGGAUAGUGAAGUGGACAUGGAUAGUGAAGUGGACAUGGAUAGUGAAGUGGACAUGGAUAGUGAAGAGGACAUGGAUAGUGAAGUGGACAUGGAUAGUGAAGAGGACAUGGAUAGUGAAGUGGACAUGGAUAGUGAAGUGGACAUGGAUAGUGAAGUGGACAUGGAUAGUGAAGAGGACAUGGAUAGUGAAGUGGACAUGGAUAGUGAAGAGGACAUGGAUAGUGAAGAGGACAUGGAUAGUGAAGAGGACAUGGAUAGUGAAGUGGACAUGGAUAGUGAAGUGGACAUGGAUAGUGAAGUGGACAUGGAUAGUGAAGAGGACAUGGAUAGUGAAGUGGACAUGGAUAGUGAAGUGGACAUGGAUAGUGAAGUGGACAUGGAUAGUGAAGUGGACAUGGAUAGUGAAGAGGACAUGGAUAGUGAAGUGGACAUGGAUAGUGAAGAGGACAUGGAUAGUGAAAUGGACAUGGAUAGUGAAGUGGACAUGGAUAGUGAAGUGGACAUGGAUAGUGAAGAGGACAUGGAUAGUGAAGUGGACAUGGAUAGUGAAGAGGACAUGGAUAGUGAAGUGGACAUGGAUAGUGAAGUGGACAUGGAUAGUGAAGUGGACAUGGAUAGUGAAGAGGACAUGGAUAGUGAAGUGGACAUGGAUAGUGAAGAGGACAUGGACAGUACCCUGUGGUUCGGUUCCUAG
Molecule: messenger RNA, 1290 nt
Organism: Closterium sp. NIES-65
Lineage: Eukaryota; Viridiplantae; Streptophyta; Zygnematophyceae; Desmidiales; Closteriaceae
Source: the annotation of a GenBank genome assembly